AUGUCGGUGGCGGACUACUGCAGCAAGAUCAAGCGCCUAGCCGACAUGCUGCGCGACGUUGGUUCCCCCCUCACCGAUCAAGAAAUGGUGAUCUGCCUCCUCAGUGGCCUCAGCGACAAGCUCGCCCAUUGUGCUCCGACGAUCUCGGCGUCCAAGCCCCCCAUGCGCUUCAGCGAGGCGCGCUCCUUCCUCCAGCAGGAGGAGGUCUGGAUCGCCGAUUGUGCACAAAAGGCGACCUCCACCGCCUUGCUCUCCGUGUCCCAGAACAAUUCUGCUCCGAGCGCCGCUCCCUCCAGUGGAUCUUCCACGCCACCUACCACCGGCAGCUCCAGCGAGCGUCCCCGCAAGCGCAAGAAACAGCCCCGGCGCUCUGGUGAUAACUCCGGCGGCUAG
Molecule: messenger RNA, 393 nt
Organism: Panicum virgatum (switchgrass)
Lineage: Eukaryota; Viridiplantae; Streptophyta; Magnoliopsida; Poales; Poaceae
Exons: 1
Coding region: 1-393 (130 amino acids)
Source: RefSeq, a predicted model, not a curated record